UCAAGGCUCUCUGUUGCAAGCCUACCACCAUCGCCUUCGCCAUCGCCAUCACCACACGUGAUUCCAACCAAUAGUGUCAGAAUCUCGGGAACUCGUACAGGUGCAGUAGCGUGAGACUCAGUAACAAUGUCGUGGUGGAGCUGGUAGACAUAACUCGUCAUAGUCACUGCAGGAGCUCAGAGCGAGUGGGCCAGUAGAAGGGGAGCUCCAGUUUUCGAAGUAAUCGCAAUAACCCUCUGCGUAAAUCUUUUGCACGUGUAAACUCCGCGUCCGGGAGUGCACUCGGUGGUUGCUUGAGAAUUUUGUCGUCGGCGCAAGGAGCGCAGGAAGUUAGGCUGUCAUGGUGGUGGAUAUUUAGGACAGGAGCGUGGUUUCAUGUGGUGGACUGUUUCGUUUUUGCCCCUGUUACUGGCAGGGUGUGGGGCUAUGGCAUCGGCGUCGACAUCGUGGUUUGGUGAUGAGAUUAGCCGAUGGUUGGGCUAUGGUGGGGCCUGUGGUAGCUUCCGUUCAUGUGCUGACGUCCGGCAGGAGAAUUCUACGCACGCUUAGUGGAGGUUUGAAUUCUGCGGCUCUGCGGAGUCUGCUUCCUUGGAUUACUGUGGAUAUUCUAGCCUUGCUCCUCAUCCGUUUGUCCGCUUGUUCAAACUUCACGUUGUUGGACUUACUCCUCCGGUCGUCGUUUACGCGGGAACGACUCGGAGGAGUCCUGUGGAGACCAGGACUUGGGGUGGUAAAUACCAUAAAGGAUGCCGCCGUCUUCGGGGUUUCGACUUUCUUGGGGUCGUUGAAUCCCGGAUGUGUUGUAGGCAAGUUAAAUUGCACAAUUCAAACUCGAAAGGUUUCCUUUAUCCUCCCCUUUUAGCACUGGAGCUUUAGGAUCUCAUCCGUCUUUAAUGGGAGGAAGUUGUCUUCCCGACUCAGAGGAAGACAGAUACUCGUUGUCGAUCUGUUGUUGUGAGGUUUCAGUUUUGUUGCGAUAGAGCCUUGAUUGCCUUGCAGCUCUUUUGUCUUAACACUUCAUGGCCAACUAAGCUGGCAAAACACCGCGUGUGCGAUCUCGAGGCAUUUCUUGGCGGGUCCCUUUGGCGUAAUCUAGGGCUUCAUUACUAUUUAUCCGUGCCGUCCAGUUGCCGAAGAGACAUGUUGCCGAAGGUCGUCCGCAGGUUUACAGUUGGCAGUUGGAUUACGGUUGUCUCUUAGCGAUCGCUUUCCUGGUUGUCCUUGCAUCACGAAACCACCUCUUCCAGAAUGAGCUUUGCAUUGCAAGGUUCAGGCUUCAGGUGGUGCCUAUUCGUUGGAAGACAGAAUGUCUGCAAGCCUGUUGGGACCUCACAUGUAGUUCUUGCUUGUGGCAUUGUGACAUCCGAACACCGCCGAUUCUUAUGAAACAGGGGUCUUGGUUCACCUGCAUUCGGUGGAUUUGUGCUAUCACGAAGCUCGGCGUACUGAUAUAGGCUCAUAGGGCUAUCAUCUUCUUUUAGUUUCCAGGGGUAAUGUGUGCAGGAGCAAUUUGGUUAAGAGUCAUUCAUGCCUAUUCUUCGCUCAGAGACGACAAGCUUGAGCUUCGAAGAAGCAGAUUGUAACACGUAUUUGGAAACAAUCCACGAUUUGCGACUCUUCGAGGCAGAUUAGAUCGUAGGGCGAUUCUUUCGGAGUAUUAUCUUUGAGGUGUUGCUGGAUUAGCAGUUGUUCUAUUGAAGACGUCCAAGAAUUGUGAAUUUGUAUUUUUGACGAGAUUAUUGCUGUGUGGGAGGAGAGAGAAAAGCGGAUUUCUGGUGGGGAUUUUUAGUAGAACUAUGUGCCCUGUGCGAGAAAGAAAUCGAAGCUGCGAAUUCUUGUGAUUCAGUGAAGAGUCAUCAUGGGUGCUGAGAGUGCAGGAAGAGAGACAGCGCCAUGGGCGGUGAAAGCGUUUUCGCCUCCAUCAGAUGUACUUGCAAAACUUUGGGCUGCACGAAAUGAACUUUGUCAAUCCUUAGAGAAGACCCGUGCAUUAGGAAAUCAAUUAAAUGAAGCCAACAAGCGGCUGCAGAUGUUUCAAGAUCGUCUGUCUCCUGUAAGGAGAUCACUGUUGCCACUGCAGGAGAAAUCCAAGAUCACAGAGAGUUUGACUCAAAGAAUAAAUAAAACCUUAGAACCAGCGAUGCAGGUUCUUAAAAUGUUUGAUGUGGUGAGCAAGAUUAGGGUAAGAUUGGUGAAGGAGCCUAGAGAUGAUUUCGAUGGUUACUUGGCUGCAUUAAUACAGCUGGAAGAAGCUGUCGAUUAUUUGAAACACAAUUCGAUUGUGGCCAUCAAUUGGUUGCAAGAAGCUGUCGCUUACCUGAACUAUACAGGCUCUACAGACACUGUGCGCUUACGGCGACUCAAUGAAUCACUUGCAACUUUGCAGUCUCAACAGGCGGGUGGAGCACAUGAGCUCGAUGGUGGAUUAUUAGUCACUGCACUUGGCAAGCUUGAGAAAGAAUUUAAGCGCCUGAUAAGUGAGCACAGUCAACCUAUUGAAUUACCCGAACAAAUGGCACCUCGAGAAUCAAACUCUCCUCCUUCCUCUGAGUUGGACUAUCUGGUCAGCUACCCUCCGCAGGUCCUGCAGAAAUUGCAAACUAUUAUAGAAAAAUUAGCUGGCAACGUUCAUUACCAAAGAUGUGUAGAUGCGUACCAAGACACUCGACUUGUACUUUGUGAAGAAAGCCUGAAAGCUCUGGACGUGCGUUACAUGAACAAUGUCACCCCAAAAACAGUGAACUCAAUUCCAUGGGAUGAUUUACAAAACAUGGUGGAAAAAUGGGCCCAACAACUUGAGGUUAUUGUGAAGAUGCUGUAUACCGGUGAAAGACGCCUUGCUCGUCAAGUGUUCAAAAAUGUGGGGCAAGCAGUCUGGGUGGAAAUCUUAUAUGACUUAGCUGAGCCUGAGAUGGAUACAUUCCUGAGAUUUGGAGAAAGUGUUGCAGCAAGCGAACGUUCCCCCGAGAAGCUCUGCAAGCUGCUUGAAAUGUAUGAAAGCAUGGAGAAGUGUGAACAUAGUGUUAUUCAGGUAUUCGAUGGGCAGGCUUGUGGUGAGAUCCGAUCACGUUACCGAGAGCUUUUGAAACAGAUUGUCUAUGCUGCUGGAAAGACAUUUUGGGACAUUGAUGACUGGAUAAAGGAGCAAAAAGAAGGGGUCUCUCUGGACGGUAGGGUCAUGCAACUUUGCAGUUGGGUGGUCAAUUAUCUGGGAUAUGUGAUUGCUUUGUUUCCCAUAACAUUGAGCAAGGUUCUACGAAUUGCGCAAAGCUGGGAGGGUGAGGGAGCUGAAGAUAAGGGGCUGCCUGAGGGAUUGGCUCUCAUUCUGAAUACUCUUGAAGGACUAGUGGAGACGCGCGCCAAGGAGUUUCACGACCCUGCCCUACGUCACAUUUUUCUGAUGAACAACAUGUACUAUAUUCGCAAUCGUGUGAAGAACAAUGCUCUGGGGCCAUUGUUAGGCGAAGACUGGAUUUCUGAGGUCGGUCGCAAGGUGUCAACAAAUGCAUUGAAGUACCAACGAGAAGCAUGGCAGCAGGUACUCCAGCAUCUCAACAGUGACGGACUAAAGGGAUCCUCAUCAAGUAAAAGCGGCUCACGUGAUCUGGUGCGGCAAAAAUUGAGAGCAUUUAACGCUGCAUUCGACGAGACUGUUCAAAUCCAGUCGAAGUGGCUCAUAGCAGAAAAGGAUUUGAGGGAUGGUACCUUAGCAGCAGUCACACAAAUGGUUGUACCUGCGUACCGAAGCUUUCUGGGACACUUCGGGUCUCUGUUGGAAGGCCGUGGCCGUGAUUCAGACAAGUACAUUAAGUAUACUCCCGAAAUUUUGGAGACAAUCUUAGGAGAUUUAUUUGGAGGUAACAACGCCUGAGCAGACGGUGUUACUGCAAUGAAUUUUUGACCCAUGCGCAGGGUUGUGCAUUGUAAACAAUUUUUUCUCAAUUGACAAUUUUAACAUGCAAUUAUUUGGUCUUUCUUUAA
Messenger RNA from Physcomitrium patens, 3981 nucleotides. Its product is annotated as exocyst complex component EXO70A1. Gene Ontology annotation, biological process: exocytosis. Gene Ontology annotation, molecular function: phosphatidylinositol-4,5-bisphosphate binding. The record is from RefSeq and is a predicted model, not a curated record. NCBI's taxonomy places the organism in Eukaryota, Viridiplantae, Streptophyta, Bryopsida, Funariales, Funariaceae. Gene Ontology annotation, cellular component: exocyst.